Vigna radiata var. radiata (mung bean) is the source of this 563-nucleotide messenger RNA. RefSeq lists its product as uncharacterized. The record is from RefSeq and is a predicted model, not a curated record. NCBI's taxonomy places the organism in Eukaryota, Viridiplantae, Streptophyta, Magnoliopsida, Fabales, Fabaceae. The coding region runs from base 33 to 563 and encodes 176 amino acids. The transcript is spliced from 3 exons.
UUAAACUAUUUAAAGAAUAAUGGUGUUUUGUAAUGUUACAGGACGCCUUGGUUGAGCAGAGCUCCCAAGGCCAAUUCACUCUAGAGGGUCGCNAGGAUAUUCUUGCUGCUGCGAUUGGACGACUUGAGCACCCUGGACGUGUACGUGCUGCAGGUUCUGGAGUAGGAAUUAAAGAUUAUUUUGGGAACUCUUCUCGUCAGCCUUCAUAUUCAUACAGCGAUACACAAAGGAUGACAGAAGAGAUCACAAAAAAGGUCCGAGAAGACCUUAAAGAGGAGAUCGGGGCCGAGGUGAGGGCUGAAUUCAACGUCAUGUUCCAGCAGCAGUUUCAGAGCAUGCGCCCGGUGCCAUCUCCUAUACAGGAACAUGUUAUCCCUCCCCCUCCCACAGGGAGAAGCGGGAAAAGAAGUUGUUUCGCAGCAGCCAUCCCAGAGGAUGACAUGGACGAUGAGGAUGGGGUGAAAGUCUCAGUGGAUGAAAUGAUCAUACCAGAUGCCUCGUUUCCUCUGUCCACGGAAGAGAUUUUCACUGUGGAACAAGCAUUUAAGUCGUUUAUCAGUUGA